Messenger RNA from Mugil cephalus (flathead mullet), 7004 nucleotides. RefSeq names its product homeobox B9a (gene hoxb9a). Gene Ontology annotation, cellular component: nucleus. The transcript is spliced from 2 exons. NCBI's taxonomy places the organism in Eukaryota, Metazoa, Chordata, Actinopteri, Mugiliformes, Mugilidae. Gene Ontology annotation, biological process: regulation of transcription by RNA polymerase II; DNA-templated transcription; proximal/distal pattern formation. The record is from RefSeq and is a predicted model, not a curated record. Bases 2950 to 3798 code for a protein of 282 amino acids. Gene Ontology annotation, molecular function: DNA-binding transcription factor activity, RNA polymerase II-specific; RNA polymerase II cis-regulatory region sequence-specific DNA binding.
ACUGUACAGUAAAUGGAGUUUAUUGUACUGUAAAUACAUUUAUUGGUAGUAAACCUUAAAUGCAAUUCGUCGAUUGGUUUAGUAGCAUUUACAUUUUCCUGAAAACAAACAAUAAUAAAACUACGAGAACUUUUUUCUGAGGGAAUUUUCAAAUUGUUUCAAAAAAACACAACAGUCUGAAUAAAUAUAAAAAAACACUUGACCGGACAAGACAACGCCCCCGUAAUAAUUGUAUAUUUCUUUGCCACACAUUAGGUGACUGAUAAAAAUGACUGCAGUUUAAUGAUAAUGGAAGAAAGCGUUUGGAUAUGUGACUCGUAUAAACCCCUAACCCUAAUAUGAUGUAACCAGUUCUUUAGGAGCGCCCAUCUGUGAUUAUGUGAUUAGGGAGGUUAUUUGUCCCCAAAAUCUGUUAUGUCAUAACACCGAGGCAACGUGUAGAAAAUGAAGGUGGUUUGCAGAUAAUGUCUUCAAGCUUUUUCAGCACCAGUGUCUUCAAUUAACACGCUGUCUGGUUGUCAGCCCAGGCUGAAGGGCGGAGGCCCUUUAGAAAAUUAAAAUUCCCACAGCCUGCGGUCUGAGGAGAGGCCAUUUUGACUGCAAAAUAUCCCGAGCAUCUAUGACUGCAAAACAAAGUAGGGUUCUGUUCUAACCAUGACAGAAACGCUGCGCAAACAGCACGUUUAGGAGCGAGAGAUUAAAGAAUAGGGUUGAACAAUUUCAUUUGGCAUGCAGCGCGCAAGAAAAGCCGUCUAAGUGGAACCUCUUGUAGCUGUUUCACUAAACUGACGCUAUACAAUAAAUCACAACACGCAGGAAUAGUGCGUGAAGCCAGCUUGGCCCGCGACUAACGUUUCCGAUUGAAACUUUAAGCAAAACAUUAUGGUGUUAGCAACCUCCAACAAGCGUAUAGUCUCCAGUCUGGUCCUUACUGGCUCGCUGUUAUCCAAAGGAAGCUCUCUCCGGAGUAGCUUGAAAUAGGUCCUUUCAGACGGAAGGACAGUGGAAUGCAGUGAAUUCAAGCUCAAAGGCCAAAGCUGGGCGCCCGAGUCACGACUGAUGUUUAAUGGUCUCUCGGUUUGGGGUUUUUGUUGCUGUUCCUGAAACGAACGCACACUAGCCGCUCAGUCAGUCCUCGGUCCAAGUCAUCAUUUCUCUCCAGCAGAUCUGUUGCGCUGCAGCCUACCUCCGUCCUCGUAAAUAACCCCCUUAACCCCCAUAAGCAAAGCGUAGUUCAUAUUUAAUCGUCGUAAAUUACGAUGUUAGCUGCAUAUGCGACGCACAGGUCGGAUUUAUAGCCUUUGACUAGCGGCUUGCCAUCUCCGAGCGAGUCCAAGACCACGUCUGUGAUAGUUAUGAAGAAAUGUAAAGACUUACAAUCCCGGUGACUUUGAUUAAGGGUCAGCUGGAAGUCAAAUGUCUGGACUCCAGAGCAGUCCACUCUGCUGCUGCUCACCAGCCUCCUCAAUAACGGACUGAUUUUUCUUUUUCUUCUUCUUUUUUUUCUCUCUCUACCCCUCAAACAUUUCUGAAUAGUGGACACCUCCGGUUCCAGCAGAGAGCAGCAGCAGGGCCAGCUGCCCUCAGUAUUCCGUCACGGGCUCAAAGCUGCCGCUGACAUCCGGCCCCGGUCCCCGGUAACCUCCGCCAGCUCCGGUCCGAGUUGUGUUUACUCGUGGCAGCCUGACCGCUGAGUGAGAAGCGCACUUUACCCGAUCGAGAGGAAGGCAGCAACAGCCUCAGCGGCGUUUACGGUCCGCACCACCACAGGCCAUAUAUCAGCCCUAUAAAACCAAAGCAGCCGCCCUGAUGUAGGAUUUUAUUAUGGUAUUAAACGGACCCCCAAAAAAAGUAGUUGAAGCACUUUGCGCUGUAAAGACGGCAUAACCACACAGGACCCGAUUUAAUGGAGCUCGUUAACAAAAAUGACUGUUAAUCUGCCAAUAAACGCGGUGUCAAGCGGCCCUACAGCUCAGAGAAGCCCCUUCCGAGCAGAUCCGGAGAACGGGUAAAUAAUUAAAGAUAUCUAGGUGUGAAUUUUACCAUCUAUCUACUCUUAAACAGAAAACAUCUCCGCCAUAAGUGUAGGACUACUGGUGCUUAUACUAAUGGAGUUUUAAAUACACGCGCCCUGAUUGAUUUAAGUGAUUACUUGGGCACAAUUCAACCAGAGUGGAUGUUCUCCUGGUGAUACAUUACAUUACAUUUUUUUUUUUUUUUUUUGCACGCUUUUAUUUUCAAACUAUUUUGAUUGGAGGGGUGAAAAACGCACACGAUGAAAUAAUGGCGCCACUUAUUUGUCAGCUAUUGUCUCUGUUUUGCAUUUCCCACACUGUGCACCGGGAGCAUAAUUUAAAUGUUUUUUUAUACAAGUCUAACUUGACAAGGAUCAUAGAUACACAGGCUAGAUAUACGGACGAGGUGUUCAUUUUGCAUAUUGCAUAUAAACAAGACAAUUUAUUUAGAAGGGGCCAAUCUAUUAGUUUGGAGAGGAACAGAGGAGAGAGGGAAAGAGAGGGAGGGAAACGGAGGGAGAGAGGGAGAGGGAGAGAGAGAGAGAGAGGCCCGCGUUCAGGAUUGAUUUACGCUCCUGUGACGCUUUAUCAGGCUCGAAGAAAAAAGUCCGGCCAAUCUGUUUGCGCCUCUCGCACAGACCCGACAAACCCCCGCGCACCGGGCGAGGCUGUAGCACUUUGUUUCGCUAUAGUGAGCAAGUUCUUUUGGAGGAAGGGGGCUAAAGGGGAGGAAGAGAGAGAGGGAGAGAGAGAGAGAAAGAGAGAGAGAGGGCGAGAGCGCGCGAGAGAGAGAGAGAGAGAGGGAGGGAGGGGGAGCAAAGGACAGAAGAGAAGAAGAAAAAGAGAGAGAGUGAAAGAGAGGAAAAUCUCGUAAUGUCUCUUCUCUUGUUCUCCGUUUAGUGAACUCGCGGCGCUUCGCAGAUAAUGUCCGACAAUGUCCAUUUCUGGGACUUUGAGCAACUAUUACGUGGACUCCAUCAUAAGUCACGAGAGCGAUGAACUCUCAGCCCCGACCCGCUUUCCCAGCGUCCAGUACUCCGGCUCGACCUCUGCUGUGGCAGCGGGCGGACGGCAGCCCGGCGGCGCCGCGCACGCAGAGCAUCCCCAUCCAGACACGUAUCCAUCCUGCAGCUUCCAGCCGAAGCCCCCGGUCUUCUCGUCCUCCUGGAGCCCGUUCAGUCCGCACCACGGGGCCACCGGCCUCCCCGCGGUCUACCACCCUUACAUCCCAGCCCAGCACAUGCCCGCCGCGGACACACGGUGCAUACGCUCGUGGCUCGACUGCGCGCCGCGCGGCUCGGAGUCCCUCCCGGGGCAGGGCCAAGCGGGGCAGGUCAAGCUGGAGCCUCAGCUCGGCCAUCUCGGCGCGGAGAUCCCGGCCAAGCUCGGCGUGCAGCACCAGCACGAGACCACCACGUACAUCUUGGAGCCGACGUCCACGGCGGCGCGAGAGCUGAGCCACCAUCCGGCAGCCAUCCCCGGAGCAGGGUUCGAAGAAAAUAAGGAUAUUUGUGAAGGGAGUGAGGACAAAGACGGCCUGGAUCAAAAUGACCCCUCGGCCAACUGGCUGCACGCACGCUCCUCCAGGAAGAAGAGGUGCCCGUACACUAAAUACCAGACGCUGGAGCUGGAGAAGGAGUUCCUGUUCAACAUGUACCUUACGCGGGACCGGCGGCACGAGGUGGCGCGCGCGCUUAACCUGACGGAGCGGCAGGUGAAGAUCUGGUUCCAGAACCGGAGGAUGAAAAUGAAGAAACAGAGCAAGGACCAACCCAAGGACUAGAGGGGACUCUCUCGCGCGAGCGCAAACAAAGAAACACACACACACAAACGCGCGCGCGCGCACCCAGACACACGCUCGCAUCACCUAUCCAACACGAAGCCCCGUUCUCUCUUAGAAAUAGAACACAAAAUUGCCUUCCCAAGAACGGGGAAAUAAUAUAUAUAUACAGCUCGCGCCCGCGGUUUCCAAUUAGUUUUAGCCUUGAGGCACUGACACGUGAGCUUCGGUCAAAUCACGCCGAUCUAUACAACUGAUCGAUCGCUUUACUGAUCCCUAACAGGCGCUGAGGACAUCGUUAAAGCGCAAGUCUCACGAACGUCUGAUAUCGAGACAAAUGGAAGGAAACUGGAACUUUUGAGUUUGCGUUAAUGGAGAACGAGCAUCUGCAAAUCCUCCCGGGCUCCUUGUCUUUUCACUGAGUCGGACUGCAUAUAAAACUGCGGACUGGACGGCUACUUUUAUGUCCUCGUGGUUUUAUAUUAGACUAUUGAUUAGGCUUUGAUAUUUGGCUACAUUAUGAAAGGGAAUGAAGCAAACAGCACGCCGAUGCUGUGAAGGAGGAGGGGUGUGGGCAGACACGCACUGUUCUUCCUUUUAUUAGUUCUUUUAGUUUCGUCUCUGACACCGGAGGCGCGCGGAGGUGCUGAAACCGGGAUUUCACAUGGCCAUUAAUAAGGACGAGCUGAACAGAUGGGGUGCACAUACACACAUCCUAUCCGUCCUUAUUUUGCUUCUUCUCCUCUUUUUUUCGCCCCUUCUUCUUGUUUCUCUCUGCUGGCAGAAUUUGAUUAGAAAGCGCCUGAUGGUCGACGUUGAUACAAGCAGCCAGCCGCCGUUUGUUUCCUGGUUGUCGGCCUAAGUAAUGAACAGAUACCGGAGAGGGAGGAGGAAGGGCGGGGGGAGAGAAGUUGAAAGUGAUGCGGAGGCAGGGGUGUUAACCCGACUCAGCAGCCGGCGAUCCGAUUAGACUGCUGUCGAUAGCGGUGGAUCUCGAGCCUUCAGCUUGAUGUUUGGAUGCUUUACGCGCCGCAGUCCGCAUCGGCUAUGGAUGGUCAACCCCGCGCCCACAUAAAACCCGACAUAGCAGGGUUUCAUCUGAAAGAAAGGCAUCUGAUUUUUUUUCUUCUUCUCAUAAAUCAGUCCACCAGUUAGAUUAAGUUUGAAGCACCCAUAUUUCAAGAUUUAUACAACAUUAGCCGCUACUCUUCGCAACAAUUCUGCUCACUUCUUCUCAAAUCUGUCUUUGCAUGCUUUCGCGCCCCCACUCUUUAAAAAUUAUUCGAGGCCACAUAUCCACUUUUAAUUAGACCGUCCAAUAAACAAAAUAAAAUAAAAUAAAAUAAAAAAAACGUUCACGGCUGCUAAUUUCUUCUUCUUUCUUUUUACUUAAAUAGUAGUUUCAGUGUGUAGUGCGCGCACAUAGUGAGUGCAUGUAUUAGAGAAUUGCUUCCUGCAAACUAUAGUUUCUCCUUGGUCACAGUGGUUCUUGUCGUCGCAUUAAAAAAAAAACAAAUCAGCUCUAUUUUUAUACAUACAUUAGCAUAUAUUGUGUAUUAUCUGCUAUGCAAAACGGCUCUCUCUCAUUUCAGGAACUAUAGCCUACAGAAAGCGUGCGCAACGGCGGUUUCCAAACGCAACCUGGGCUGAAGGAGCGAACGACCCUUGAUGCGAUCAGAUGUUUACUGACAGUUUUUACAUUUCUAGAAUUUUCUUUUAAAUAUACAAAUCCUAGAGGUUCAACAGAGGCGGCGUAACAGUAUUUAUUCCAGCGGUUAUAGCAAUAUCGUGCAGAUUUAAUAGCUCGGAUCAUUAUUAUCUGGUUAGACUUCAGCUCAUGCAGAUUUUUUUUUUUUUUUUUUUAUCGAUCUGUGUGUUAAAACAUGAAGGGGUUGCGAGGCCGGCCUGUCGCCGCGGCGUUAUUUGAAGUGUCGGGGUACUUAAAUGGCGUCCGGUGGCAGUUUUAUGGACGGAUCGUAAACAACACACUGGCUAUUGUGUGUCCAUGUGUGCUACCGGACAAGCGCUGACAAAUAUUUAAAAUAAACAAAACUGGAAAAUAAAUUAAAAAAAAAGAAAGAAAGAAAAAGGAAGAAAGAAAGAAAGAAAGAAAGAAAGAAAGAAAGAAAGAAAGAAAGAAAGAAAGAAAGAAAGAAAGAAAGCACAGAUUCCAGUUUUGCAGCAGUAACGACCGGGUUUACGACCUGUCUCUUUCGCAAAGUCUUACACAGAGAAGCCCCGCCACAAUUUCACAAUAAAGCAGCAGCAUCGUCAACUCCUCUAAUUACGAGUACAAAUGUUUACAUGGUUUGCGCAUGCCUCAAGUCAGUCGUCAUUUUUAAUAAAGGCGUUAUUUCGUCGUUUAUCUCUUUGUGUGUUAAAUCUGUCGAAGGGGAAUGCUUAUUGAAAAAAACAAUAAUAAUUAAAAAAAAAAAAAAGUAGAAGUUUCUUGAUAUGAAAUAUUUCUAAUUUAUUGUAUAUAAAGUGAGUAACCUAGUCUUUCUUAUUGGAAUGAGUUGAAUAUGCUAAAUAUUGUUUUGUCCUCCGUGGACAUGGUAUCUUUACUGUAAAAUAUAGACGAUUUUUUUCCUCUUUUUUAUUUGUUUUUUUUUUUUUUUUUUUAUUUGCCAUGUUCUUUAGAUUCUGAUUUAUUUUUUUUCCAUGUUGUUGUGCCGACUGUCUGAAUUAUGUGUUUUAUGUCAGUCCGAUGAGCUCUGUGUGUCUUUGUUUAAUGGUGAACAGUAACGAGUUAGACUUCGCUGAUGUAUUGGGACGGGCUGUAGGGGGGAAAGAUUUGAUUAAACUGACACACAACACUUCUGCAUUUAAAUUAUAAUUUCUAUUUUUAACUAUUAUUGAGUGUGCCCUCCCGCCCCGACUAUGACUUCCUCCCUUCUUGUGCCAUUCACUCCUGGCUGGGUAAACAAAGCUUCUGGAGGUAUUUUGCUGCUGAAAAAUAUGGCCUCAAUUGUUCCUUUGCUUUUUUUUUUUUUUUUUUUUUUUUAACGAGACAAAUCUAAGCCAUGUGGCCACAGCGAGGCUCUAUUAACGAGUAGGCAACCUCUAGUCACUGUGUUCCUCUCCUCCAUGUGAAAUGUUCCAGUCCCUCCUUGUAUGUUUUCUUCUUUCAUCUGUGUUGUUGUCUCUUGUUUCUUUGUGCGAUGGCACUGCUGAUGCUGGAUUCCUAUUAAAGAAGAGACUUUACAGUA